Messenger RNA from Clonostachys solani, 1542 nucleotides. Lineage: Eukaryota; Fungi; Ascomycota; Sordariomycetes; Hypocreales; Bionectriaceae. The record is from the annotation of a GenBank genome assembly.
AUGGGUGGUGUCCCGAGAAGCCAAGGCUGCCAAACGUGCAAGCAGCGCAAGAUCAAGUGUGACGAGACGUGGCCAAGCUGCGCUCAAUGCCGCCAUCUCGGAGCCACAUGCCCAGGCCCAACGACCUUAGUCAAAUUCGUCAACAGCAAAAGCCCCCCGAGCAGCGCAGCACCGCUCGUCUCCCGCCCGGCGACUACAAGCAAACCAUGGAAGUUCGCGGCGGACUCAAAAGACGUCCGGUCGAAAAAGGUCCAGUAUGCAAAGGUGGAUGACUCGGCCGCCGGCUACGGCCUCCUGUUCUUCGGGAAGCCCAAGUCGAUGCCCACCACGCUGGCCGAGCGCAUCGCGAACCGCCUCACCACCAAGAUGCAGGGCAGCCAGCACGGCGUGACGAGCCUGCACAUGAGCUACCUCAUCUUCACGCCCAAGCGGCUCGCCGGGAGCGCCUGCCUCCGGGACGCCGUCGACUGUUUCUGCUCCGCCUGGUCGGACUUCCAGAGCCGCGACCCGCGGGGGGAGCUGAUCGCCCUGCCUCAGUACGGCAAGGCGCUGAGGAGCGUGAGGCGGGCGCUGCUGAACCCCAGCGAGGCGCUGAGGACGGAGACGUUGGCGGCCAUCACGAUCAUGGAGCGGGCGUGUACUCUGUUUGACCGGCAGAACACUGUCAGCAUCCACCUGAAAGGGAUCGUGCAGCUGAUCCUGAAUAAGGGACCGCCGGAUAUCAAUGAUGAUCUUGAUGUGGCGGUGUCCAACGAGACGCAUUCCGCUCUGAUGCCAGUUUGGGUGUAUGGCGAAAGUGUUGCGUUUCUCACCAAAAGCCCUUGGAAAGAGGUGCUGGACGAGUGUGCAAUCUCGCACUCGCGGCUGCAGGGCCUAGAUUGGAAAUUCCUCAGCCUCGACGAUGCCUUGAUUCUGUACGGCUAUGCAAAGGGGCUGCCUGAGAGAAGAAAGGAGUUUCAACAGCUCUUUCUGGGACCAGUUUCCGAAGAAACGAAGGAGUCCUCCAUCGCUUUGCUUAAUCAGCUGCUGCCCGUAUACAACCACGUCGCGGAGCUCGCGGCCCAAUCUCGCAUCAAGGGGGUUGAAGUAGGCGAGUUAACAGAAUCACCCAACCCUGGCGGUCUUACAGAGAUGCGAUAUAGCUUCAGUAGCGCGCUGCUGGCAUUGACCUUCCAAGCCUUGAUUAUCGGACAGAUGAACAUGCUGCACAUGCUAAUCCAGCUGAACAAGCUGGGCGGCGAUGAUCCGGAGCUUGGUGCCUCGCUGUGGGCUAAAUAUCGAUCCGCUGCCCUGGACUUCUGGAAGUUCCUGCCCUACUUUUAUGAGUUGGAAUCCAUCGUUGCUUGGCACUUCCUCCCGUCUCUCUGUCUCACAUGGGAGGCUGCGGAGGAGGAGCAUGAGCGGGAGGCAAUAUUGAAAAUGGUCCAAUACAUGGAUAGUUAUCUUGGGAGGUGGAGUAAAGAACCCAACAUAAUAAAGAUUUCAAUGUUGGAAACUGCAAAGCUAUUAACCGGGCGUCGUCCGGACUUAGCUAUACUGUAG